CGCGCAGGCGCAGUAGCGACUUGGCCGGCGGUGUGUACUAGGGCGAUAUAGGCGGCGGAUCAGGUGACGCGACCGCAUUGCAGAAGGAGCAGCCCGAGGGGAAAGAUGGUGCGGUGCUUCUCUAGUUUGGUUCUCCUCUCCGCGGUGGCGGCGGCGGCCUUGUCAAGUCCCCUCCUACUGCAGAAUGAUUGCACAAAAGGUCCUGAGGUCUGGUGUCGGAACUUGCAGGCUGCAUCUCAUUGCAAGGCAAUUAAACAUUGUCGGCAGACUGUCUGGAACAAGCCCACAGUGAAAAGCAUUCCUUGUGACUUGUGUAAAGAAAUCGUAACUGUAGCUGGAAAGGUCUUGAAGGACAAUGCCACAGAGGAAGAAAUAUAUGCCUACAUGACUAAGGUCUGUGAGUUUCUUCCUGAUCCAGGCCUUGUUUCUCAGUGCAAGGAUAUGGUGGAAGCGUAUUUGCCAAACAUUUUGGACAUGAUCAAAGAGGAGCUUGAUGAUCCUCAGGUUGUAUGCAGUGCACUGACAUUGUGUCAGUCCCUUCAGAAGCAUCUGGCAGAAAUAAAACUGCAGAAGCAGCUUCAAUCUAACAAGAUUCCUGAACUGGACUUCUCUGAACUUGCAUCUCCUUUCAUGGCUAAUGUGCCACUUCUCCUUUUUCCUCAAGACAAACCUAAGCAAAAAUCUCAGGGAAGUGGGGAUGUAUGUAAAGACUGUGUUCAGCUAACUGACAUUCAGGAAGCAGUGAAAACUAACUGCAACAUUUGGAGUCUUCUAAUGACAAGGUCACGGAGUGUGAACCCUGGCCCAGCCUUUGCUGAUACGUGCAAGUCCUAAUCUCCCAGAUCAGAUUUGGCUAUUCAGAUGAUGAUGCAUAUGCAACCACAGGUUAUUUGCCAGAUGGUUGGAUUCUGUUCUUCUGUGAAAUCCGUGCCUCUCCAAACUCUGCUGCCUGCAAAAACUAUCAAACCAGUAAAGGUAGAACCAGUUGAGACUGGCCUGAGUCAAAGAGAAUCUUUCUCUCUGUGUGAUGCAUGUACAAUUAUGGUGGAAGAGGUGGCCAGCCUUCUGGAAAGCAAUAAGUCAGAGGAAGAGAUGGUUUAUGGAAUGGAGAAAGUCUGUUCUGUACUACCUGCACAUCUCCAGGAGGAGUGCCGGGACUUUGUGGAAAUCUAUGGCAAAUCUCUUAUUGACAUGCUUUUGGAAGCAACUGAUCCUAAAACUGUGUGUGUGUUACUGAAAUGCUGUGCAAACAAGGCUUUGCCUGCUGAAAAACUUGUUCCAGUGAAGUCACAGGUUGGGAAUCUCUGUGAUGUGUGCAAGAUGGUUGUUGCUUAUGCAGAUAAAGAAUUGGCUAAGAAUGCUACUGCUGCUGAGAUUGAAGAUUUUCUGGAAAGAGUCUGCCACUACUUGCCCCAGUCUAUUAGUGACCAGUGUGUACAGUUUGUGGAUCAGUAUGAACCAGUAGUUGUGCAGCUCUUAGCAGAAAUGAUGGACCCCACUUUUGUGUGUAGUAAACUUGGCGUUUGUGAGAUAACCACACAGUCUCUUCUGGGGUCAGAGGUAUGUGUCCGUGGACCAGGCUAUUGGUGUAAAAACAUGGAGACAGCAUUGCAGUGCAAUGCUGUUGAACAUUGCAAGCGCCAUGUGUGGAACUAGAAGAAAUGUCUACUUUAGCCAACUUUCUUUUUCAUUCUUGAAGAAACAAGAGGCAAGGGUUAGGCUAGCAAGAGUGAAAUCUUUAUGUCCUGAUCUCCUCAAAGCUCCACUACCCCCAGUCACAAGCUUCUUUUUAUGAAUUGUUUAGUAGCCAUGCGCUAUUCUGGAAGAGGUCUGCACUGUUGACUUAAUGAUAUUUCUGGUUUUAGUUUUAGUUCUUUUGGUUCAUACGAAUGUGAGAAGUUACCUACAUUGAUCAACUGGCUUUGAGUGCCUCUGAGAAGUAGUGCUUAUAUACUCUAUAAGUAAACUAAGGACACGGCUGCCGUGUCUAGAUUUUAAAUUUAGUGACUAAUUUUUAAAGGCACUCUGGCUCGUGAUUUAACUUGGUAUAACAUGUCUGUGAAUACUAGUCAUUAAAACAGAUUGAAAUGAUGCCCUCUUGUGAACAUUAAUUGGUAGCACCUUUAAAUUGCUUUUUUUUCAAACUAAGAGAGAGUAAAAUUAAGAAUUUGACACAGCUGCAUAAACAACAGCAGUAUUUAUUUUCAAUGAAUCUUUCAAAGUGGCACAAAUACGCCCAUAGUGAUUGCAUAGUUAAGACUAUAAGUCUUGAGGCUGUCAAAGAAUUUAUUAGCAUGUGGCCACACAAAAUUUAUCAUUCUCCUGAACUUGGUGGCUCGUGGUCUAUGUAGCAAAAAAUUGAUUCAGGACCUACCAUGCAGAGCACGGUACUUGCAGCAAGCUUUGGACACCAAGCCCAAUACUUUUUAAACUACUUGAGUAGCUUGGUGAAAAAACAAAAGAAUAAAUUGCUAUAAUUAAAAUUGGAAAAUCAAGUUGAUAUGUUCUAGCCAACAUUUGCUAAGUCUGUGCCUCUUCCCUUGCUAAAGAUGUAACUCAUGAUUUGCCACAUCUUUUGGGAAGAGUGUAAAAGUAGGAGCUUGGAAAAAGCAGUGAUGGCAGUGUGGUUGUAAAAGGCUACACUUCCCCAGUCAGAUUUCAGAACAGAUAAGCUCUGGCAUUUUGCUGUAUCAGCAGUUAAUAUCAUAGCAUUUGUCCUGCAAUGCUACACUAUAAGACACAAGAGUCUGUCUUGUUCUAUAGACUGCAUCUAUUUUGCAUGAUUAGCCAUUAUCCUGGAUAGCUCUAGAGGUAAGUUGGAAUGCUUAGGAGCAGCAUGUCAUGUGCUAGUAGUAUGGAGCAUGACCCUUGCUUGAGGAGAGUUCUGUAUGUGUUUGGAGGUAUUCACUCUGUGGCCCAGGUUAUGUGGAGACAGUGCCACUGAUAAUACAUUGCCAGGGUAGGGGACUGUGCCAUUUAAUGUGUCCAUUAGUGGCUUAUAUAUAUAUAUUUCAAUAUAUUUUCCCAACCCUCUAGCAAGCACGCAGACUUCGAAAUUGUAGAAUAGUAGAUGUUGAAAAGAUGAAAGUUCUUAUCCCCCACAACUUUUAUAUGCAUCAGUGUCUAAACAAUUUGUUGAAGAGUAAUAAAACCAUGAAGAGUUGACUGCCCCAGUAUGAUACAGCUAGAAACACAGCUUUGAAAAUCUAAUGUGCUUAGUAAAACUAAAGGUGAAUAACCAGGGAGAGAACUCACACAAGUGGCAGCAAACUCAUGAUUCGUGCAAGUAACCUGUAAUCAUGAUUUUCAUGCAGCUUCAUUGCAUACAUCCUAGAUACAUUUGAGGGCAUUGACUUGAUUUUAUCAAACUGAUUUUUUAAAACACCUGUCUGCUACUUGGCUCUAGGUAAGCUUUUGCUGCUUGGAAGUGAGUAUAUGAUAUGAUGCAGCUACUGUGUUUCCUUCUCCGUUUAUUGCAGGUGUCAACAAUGGUGUAUGCCUGAGAUGGCGAACCUAUGGCACGCGUACCAAAGAUGGCAUGCAAAGCCAUUUUUGAGGGUACAAGGUGGACUGGAAAGAGGAGGCACAAGCAUGCCCCUGUUCCUUCUCUUCCCAGCUGUCCUGGGCCUUCAGCUGUCUCCACAGAGGCAGCUGAAGGCCUGGAAGGGUUCAGGGGGAGGAGAAGGAACAGGCGCACAUCUGUUCCUCCUCUUCCUGGCUGUCCCGGGGCUUCAGCUGUCUCCAGGGAAGUCCUGCCCCUGAUGCCCCAUACUCAAAAGGUUCUCCAUCACUGGUGUAUGCUAAAUACCUUGCACUGAUGAUACAGGGUGAAUAUUUACCUCUCCUUAGCAGUGGCCUCUCUUUUGAGGUUAUCAAACCUUUGAUGUUGGACUGUGUAGUACAGUCAAACCCUUCAGGUUAGGUGCCAUUUUUUAUUUUGGCUUUAAAAAAAUAAUCCUGUAUGCAAAGUUCAGAUUCUUGCUUGUAGGAAAUGAUUCUACAGUCUUUUGCAAUUGGCAUCUUCCAGGGUUUUUUUUGUAUACUAGCAUACUAAAUAUAAUGUUCUAAUGGCAUAAAAACUUCCAUCCUUCAGGUAUGCACUAGUGAAUAAGCAGAUGCUUUAACUAAACCACUCUUAUUUGAUUUUGUGUGUGUGUGUGUGUGUGUUGUUCUGUAAUUCAAAAAUAAAGGUGUAACUAAAUUUA
This is a messenger RNA of Sceloporus undulatus (fence lizard), 4205 nucleotides long. RefSeq names its product prosaposin-like. Gene Ontology annotation, cellular component: lysosome. The record is from RefSeq and is a predicted model, not a curated record. Gene Ontology annotation, biological process: sphingolipid metabolic process. Lineage: Eukaryota; Metazoa; Chordata; Lepidosauria; Squamata; Phrynosomatidae.